CUGAUUUGUAAAAUUGACCUUGACCUCAGCGAAUAGCGCAUCGCGUGGGCGUGGCCAACAACAAUAGUUCGGUUGCACUGGACAUCGCUCAUCAACUUUUGCUACUAGACGAAUCUUGUGCAAAGCUAGUUAGCUAGCUACAUAACAUAUACAUUGUAUGCACAUUGGACGUCGUUUGUGGUACAUUUCUGUGCUUCGACAUCCAGACUGGGGUUUGCAGUUGUCUUAAAACCAGGAAAUUCCAGAAGUGACGGAGGGACUCCAUCUUCGUAUGCGGCUGGUCGGGCUAGCGGAAAGCUAGCUGGUUAUGCUGUUAGGCUAACUUUCCCUGCUAGGCGUUCGGGAAUCAGAGCAAGCGAGUAGCUUGCGAUAAAUUGUCUGUCUGACGAUACUCUCGUUGACUACAAAAGACUCCCAGCAUGCUGAUGGUGGGAGGCAAUGGACGGAUGCACUAGAAUGAGUGUGAAGGAGCUGUGUGAGACUGAUGACCUGGCCACCGGUUUGGUGCUGGACCCUCUGCUGGGCUUCAACACCCACAAAAUGAACAUCAGUCCCCAACCAGAGAUUCGGCGAUGGGGUAACCUUAAAGAGACUCUGUUGCGAUUUCAGCGUACGCACGACUUCAAUGCUACGUUUGAGGCGCUGACAGUAGGCGAACUGGCAGGGGACUACUUCAAUGCUUUGGGAAGCCAUCGACAGGAGCUGCUGAGACAACAUGUGUAUCGGUACCUCAGUGCCUUCCUGUUGGAUAGCGGUAUCAAAAUAGAGUCCUGUGACAGAUACUCCUCAGAGACCAAUGGAGCAAAGAUAACCUCAACACGGCACUGGUUUGCAGGAGAGCGGGUGGAAGUCUUGCUGGGCUGCAUAGCAGAGCUGAGCCCCUCUGACAGUGCUGUGCUGAGGGCGGGAGUCAAUGACUUCAGUGUGAUGUAUUCCACACGCAAGCGCUGCGCCCAGCUCUGGCUCGGGCCUGCAGCUUUCAUUAACCAUGACUGCAAACCAAACUGUAAGUUCGUCCCUGGUGAGAAGAACAUCGCUUGUGUUGAAGUGAUUCGACCGAUCUCACCUGGGGAGGAGAUCACGUGUUACUAUGGUGCCAGCUUUUUUGGCGAGGGCAAUGAAAUGUGUGAAUGCUGCACCUGCGAGAGGAAUGGAGAGGGUCACUUCAGACACAGAGGGAAGCAGCCUGAAUGUGAAGAGACAAAGGACCCUGUGGGCCAGAAGUACCGCUUGAGAGAGCGAUAUCUCCGCCAUCACAGAGAGAAGGGUCACUUUCCUACGAGGCCGAUAGUACCAGGAAUACACUCAGGUAUCUUUAAAGCCAUCCCCUCAAGGAAUUCCUUUACCCAGCAGAUGAGGAGAAAUGCCUUGAAGAACAGAAAACUGAAUCAAACAAAGAAGUGGAGACGAGUGAAGCACAGACGGUCAGGAAAGCACCCACUAAAAUCCUCCACAGUCAAACAACGUAGGACAGUCCCGCUUUUGUCCCAAGUUACACUGAGGGACGUCAGAAUCAGAGUACGGCGCCACUCACUGGAUUUCUUACUCAACUGUAAAGACCCUAAAAGCAAAGAAAGAGCCUUGCUGCAAGAACUAGAAAAUAACGGCAGCGAGGUUAACUUGAAGCCUUCCACACUAACUUCCUCCAUGUCGGUUCAUCAGACGAGUAGACCCACGGUAAACAGUGCUGGUCUCAAUGGGAAGUCCGUCAGAGUGGCGGACAGGCAGGCAAUCCACACGAGGACCUCGUCAAGAACGAGGAGCAUGGCUCAAACCAUGCUCGCACAGGAGACAGGGUCCAGUAACACAGCUAACACUACAACAGUUUGUCGACCUGUUGAGAAUGACAAAGCCUGCAGUGCAAUAAAACAAGAGAAGAUUGGAAAAGCAAUCGUAGAAAGUCAAAGCAACAAGCGCAGCAGCGCUGAAUCCGGCGUGAUGGAUAUGGCCGAAAAUCCAGCUGCUGAGAAUACGACGCACAAGACCAUCAGACAUCCAUCCCUGUUACAAGUUUGUCAGAGUGUCACGGGUGGAUCGAAGAAAGAUGGAGACAAUCCAUUGAUAUCACUGAAGCAAUACCUUACAGUCAACCUAAUAAGGUUGUCAGUGCCUCAUAGUGUAGAAGCAGAAAAGGUGACUGAAGACAGGAAAGCAAGAGUGGAGGAAAAAGGAAGGAGCAGGCAGAGCAAGUGUCCUAGACCAGCGCCUCUGACAGUGCAGUCAGAAAAGAGAGUGUCCAGAUCUCAGCAGAGGCAGGGAGGAGGAUCAGAGAGCUGCACAGCUGAAGGUAACAGAGGGGUGAGGGAAAUGUUUUUCAAGGCCAUCGAUAAAGUCAAUCUAAGGAAGAGACAUGCAGGUGACGCUGCGGGUGAUUUAUGCCACAGUGAGAACAGUGAGAACGACAAGGUUAUUGAGAUACAAACAGUGUCAGAAGAAGAAACAGCUUGUGUACAAGAGGAACAGCAGGACAUUGUAAAAGGCAAAAUUGAAGGGGAGAAAGAAAAGAAAAAUUCUGCAGCUACGGUUAUGGAAUGUAAAAGUAACAUAACCCUGGAAGAAGUGAAAGAGUCCGAAUGUAAAAUAGUGUCUGGUGAGAAAACUACAGGACAGAAUAACACCCACUGUGUUAGAAAUAAAGUCAAGGGUGCAUGUAAGGAGGAGGGAGUUGUUAGAGUAUCAGAACAAAUGACUACGAGUGUGAGUAAGCAGCCAGUAAGAAGGCUUGGAGAAGAUAUUGUCAUAAAGCAGGCAAAGGUUCUGCUAUCUGAUAUUUUAAGAAAAGAUAAACCCUUAAUAGGUAAGAGAUUACAGGAAGAUAUUGUAGGAAGAGGGUUUUCUUCGGCCUCGGCCUCUAAAGAAACGCAAAGUUCUGAGGAGGAAGCAGAAAAAACUGAAAUAAAUGGAGGCAGGUGCCAUCGUUCAGCGCAGAGGAGCAUUAUGAGAAGGCGAAAGCUGAGGCCCAGAGCAGUGAAAACAAAAGCAGAAGAUAAGCAAAGCACUAAGGGAAACUUAAGCAAAGAAGUUGCAGCUACAGUUAUGACUGAACUGAGCGAGCAUAGUUCGCAGCUUCAGUCAGCACAGAGGCAUAACAACCCACCGGCCACAUGCCUCAGCCCACUACCUCAUAGGUCACUCAUUUCAGCAAAAGCUACGAAUAAUACGCAUCCAGACACCAAUCCGCAGGCACACACACAAUCCAACAUACCUCUGAAGAAACGUACAUUUCGCAGUUCUGUGGAAAUAGACUCUGAACAAGGUUUGAAUUCUGCUGCAGAUCAAGCAUCUAAAGAAGCCACUGAGUUAAAGACAUCUGCAGUAAUGAGGCAGGACAUGAACGCGUGUUCAGGGGAGAGUAGCAAAGUGAAAAGAGAAUGUAAAGGCAGACUGAGAGGAACAGAACUCCAGAAGUUGACCCCCAGAAAGAUCACAAGACAAAACCCCUUUAACAGAGUGCUUCGGCCCAGAGCUAAUGAAGUUCAGCGAGGCCCUUUAUUGAGGAGGUGUAAACUAAUCGGGCAAGAUGAGAAAGAUGUCGACAAAGCUGAGACACAUAAGAGUGAUAAACUUGCAGAGGACAAGGAAGCUGAGGAUUCUGCUGUGACCCAAGAGCACUGCGGUCAUGACCCAACUCCAAAUAAAAUUGAAAAGAAAGUUGAGGUGGUAACGUUGCUACAACAAAGUGAUUUGGAGGAGACAAAGCCCAGCCUUAACUUUAAGAUCCGUUUCAAAAGGCGGAGAGGGAGAGUAUGGGAGAUGCAAAGCGCAGGAAUUGGAAAUAUGGCAUUAAAGACAGAAAAGGGAGACGAUGUGGUGACAUGCGACCCUUUUAAAGCCAUCAUGGAUUCUGUAUCGAUUUUAAACAUGGAGAUGGAGGCAGCACAGGCUCAUGUGCAGGCUAGUAAGAAGUCAAAGAGCAGAUUGCAUCGUUUGAAAAAAAGAGGUGAGAAGCUGUGUGGAAGGCAAACUUUAAAUUUGCCCGCAGACGUAAAAUUAGACAAAAACCAAGACUGUAAAAAUGUUGAAAAUGCCUGUGAAUCUACUAAUGACAAAGUAGAAGUUGAAGAGAAGCUUGAUAGGAAGCCUGUGGUUGGAGUCAAGCAGCUGCCUGAAAAAAUGGAGUGUCAGAAAAAUGACAAGGAGCCGUUGUCAGUUGUAGGCCAAGAGACGAAAAUUGAAGAUCGUUUUGUAAAUAAUUGUUGCUUGUUUGGAAGUGGCUCACAAUGGAAACAGGAGAUGGAAUUGGAUUCAAAUGGUUUUCCAUUACCAGUAAUUAAACUUCGCAGAAAGGCAGAGGAUAUCUGGGAGGUGGACAGCAAAGAGGACCUCAUACAGACUGAGUUUAAAGUAGAGCCUGUAGUUAAGAAAGAGGUGAAGGGUCACAUUUUAGGGAAGCAAAAGAAAGACGGUGUUGAGUUAAGCAAGCUCAAAGAAGAAUGUCCUUCCUCUCAGAGACUGAACAGCAACUCGGCCCCUCUGAAAACAGAGCCGCCACCAUUUUCCUUGUCUCUGUCACCACUGUCUCUGUCUUCCCCUCUUAAUGAAAAUAAAACUGAAAUUAUAUCCUCGGCUGCAGAAAGAUUCAUUGAAAGGCCAGAGAUGAACAGCGGAGGAAGGAAACAGAGGCACAAAAUGGAGAGAUCACGGAAGUGUGGGCUUGUGGAAACACCCACCACUUGUCUUAGUCACACUCUCCAACAAAUUGACAACAGUCUCUCCAGGCUCUCUGAAGGCCUGUGUUCAUCGCAGACUUUGGAAAAGCCAACAACCAGUUCCAGUGCAACUAAUUCUGUCAUCCAGCCCCCAUCCCAGUUUCCUCCAUUUACAACUGCAGAUAACAUGCUUUCUGGUGAGCCCACCUUCACAAACUGCUGCGAUGAUAUUUUGGACUUUCAGUGUCUCAACUUUGAGGGGUAUUAUCAGCCACAGAACAUACUUCCAUCCUCUCCUUCAGAUCUGUGCUCACUGGAUCCACCCACAGAUCCUUUCAGCAGUCCCCUCUCUCACAGCCCGUCUGAUACAUGGACUACAGAGACACCAUACCUUGGCCCUCCCAGUCCAGGAAAUAACUUUACCAGUGAGGAUCUGCAGUUUUUUCCAGGUCUAAUUUCUUCCAAAAGUGACUCUGUUCCUCUGGAAUGUGAAGCGAAGGAUACCUCCAAAGACAGAAACCCACCCAACCCCAGUUUCAGUUUUUCAGCUCUCAGCAACUCUGACUUUACUGCUAAGGAUCGAAACAUGAGUAGAAAUCUGGGAAUGAGGGUGUCCAGAGAAGACCUCAGAACUCAGUGUUUUUCUGUAGUCGGCAAGCCUCGGUUGUUUGGAGCAACAUCAUCUUCUGUUACAUCUCAAAAUCCUGUUACCUCAACCCAGCCCUCCAUCAACAUCAAGCCGAGCACCGGCCAGUCAAAAGCCCAGGCUAACCUAAGAACCCAGGGCCCUUUCCAUCGUAUGACCAUUCCUAAUAGAUCUCAGUCAUUUUCAAGUAAUAGUCAGCCAAACACAGUAAGAGGACUGUCCCAGAGUUCCACGACAAAGUCCGUCCCAUCAUCUCAAAUGUCUAACAAAUUCCUCUCCCCCCAGCUCUUCACUGUGAAAAAUCACAAUCCUCCAGACAAUCCAUUCAACUUCCACGAGAAAACCUCUACAGUGAUUCACAGGGUGCUUAAGUUCCAGGGGGGGAACCAGAGUCAAAACUUAUACAGCGCACCCUGUAAAGACACCACGGCUGCUGGCAGCCCGACUGUCGCGUCUAGAACACUCGGUACAAAAUCUGGUGCUACUGAGAAGACCCAGCAGAGUCUCAAGCUGAAUAUAGACAGUCAUCAUAAAGCCAACAUGUCUGCUCAAGGCUUUGGAAAAGAUGUCAGCCAUCUUGGUUUGUCCAGCAACCCCAACAAGUCCAGCCCUCAUUUCAAUAAACUCAACUUCCCUCAGUCUUUUAGUAAAACUAAAUUGUCAUCUGAUAAACAUGAAAGUGGAGAAACCAACAUGACGUACAAAAACUUUUCUGCCUUGCCAAGACCCUUCUUCUUUCCUAGCAAAAUGUCUGACAGUUAUUCAACACCAGAAGACAGGAGUCUGAAACACGAUAAAUCCACUCCGUCGACCUCAGACAAACACCAGCCAUGUUACACUCAGCAAGACCCUUUUGAUUUCAGCUUUGGCUCGUCUCUGUCCCCCAUUCCUCAGCACAACAGCCCCCAAGUGGUCCACAGUACACCUCCUGGUACGCCAGCACCAGCAAACAAGAACAUGUCCUCCUCAGCCUCUUUCCCCUAUGGCUGUCAAGGUCCUCCUUACGUACUAAACUUCAGUGGAGACCAUUCAUUGACCCUGGGUCUCAGGGAUGGGGCUGAUGGUUACCCAGGACUCAGCUCGACAAACUACACCUACCAUUGCCUGAUGGAGCCUUCAGGCACACAAGGGCGGCUGGUUCUUGAGCCCUGUGGGCCCCAGCUUUCCAACCAAGCGUCUUUUUCCUUGGGUGGAUUUUCAGGGCAGAGGGGUCAGGACGAACACUACAGGAAGGACAUGCAGCAACAGUGCCAGCCUGGGGAACACCAAGGCGCACCGCACUACGGACCUGUUCCAACAUCUCACUCCAUGGGUGCCACAAAACCCAAGAGGGUGAGGUUAGUGGUGACAGACGGCACAGUAGACUUAGAUCUCCAGUACUCGGAUUGAUUUGUACCCACCGGAGUCACUGCAUACAUUUGGACAUUGUUUUGCUCAAAGGGGAUUAUACAGUAUCUGCCACCAAAUGUUUUUGUAAACAUGGUAAUUCAUAGUCUACCAGUUAUUAAAGCCCACUGACUGAUUUUUCUAAAACAUUACUUAAACGGACUGUUAAUGUAUGAAUAUGAAUAACUUGUACAAGGUUUUAUGUAGUGGGCGUAUCAGUGUGUUUUUAGCUACUGUAUGAGUUUUCAGAAAAUGAAAUUGCCACUACAAAUUUGCUGAGAAAACCAAAUUUAAGAAAACAAAGCAUUAAAUAUAUUUGUGGCUAGGAGUUUGAACCUAGUGGCCCUGUAAACACUGAAAGCCCUCUUACUGUACUGUAACAUAGUUGUAUGAAUUUUUCUAUACCAUGUAUGGCAGUAGAGACAGGGGCACCAUCAUUGGUUGCUGGUACUUGUAUUGGUGGGUUUUAAAAAGGCAGCUUUGUGCCUCAGUCUUUGAUAUGUUCUUGUGACUUUUUGAAGCACCUGUUGAAACAGUCUACCCUCGUUUUUAUACUCACAGUAAGCUCUUUUCUCACUUUGUGUGUGUGUGUGUGUGUGUGUGUGUGUGUGUGUGUGUGUGUGUGUGUGUGUGUGUGUGUGUGUGUGUGUGUGUGAGUGAGUGUGUGAGUGAGUGAGUGAGUGAGUGAGUGAGUGAGUGAGUGAGUGAGUGAGUGAGUGAGUGAGUGAGUGAGUGAGUGAGUGAGUGAGUGAGUGAGUGUGUGUGUGUGUGUGCGUGUGUGUGCAUGCAUUUGGCUGGCAGGUCUCGAGGGAUCAAAGUAAGGUGUGUUAUCGUACCUGAUCGUGUGACUGUUGCUCUGCCAGAUUUAAGUAAGGUCAUUAGUGCAUAUAUGAAAGGCUUGUGCAUGAACAGUGUACAGUAAAAUGAUUUCCAGACCUAAAACAAUAUAUAAUCUAGGAUAACUCUUCGGGAUGAAGACGUGUGACAUGAAUUGCAGCUUUUCACAGCUGCUGUGUUGAGUACCCAUGUGGAUGAGUGAGCGGGUGAAACUGCAAUAUGUUUUUUCAGGCCAGUCGGGCUUAAUAAUAGUUUGGGGGAUAGUACAACGUGAGAUCUUUGUAAUGGGAGCCCUCCCAAUUGGAAGUAUAAGACAAACAUUGAAAUAUUAGCAUGUUACAUCACAAAAAGUGACAAUCGUUUCACAGUUUAACUCACUUGUCAUUUAUUUGGUAAUUUUUUUCCCGAGGAAUGGAUAGAAGGAUUAGUUGUACAUCACUUACAGUAGUUACUGGUGAUGAACCACACAUUCAUAGGUGUUUAUAUUGUAGCCAGAGUUAUUUGCUGUCUAUUGUGGAAGACAGGUGAGCAUUCCCCUCAUGUUAUAAUGGUCUGUAUGUGGAACCUAUUUGACAUCCUUGGGCAGGAGUGUUCAGUGUGACUGCACAGCCUUACAUUACUACCAUAAAAAUGUACUGUCUUGAUAUGGAAAGACCAAUUAUUUAUUUUAAUAUCCUCAUUCUUGAAAUGGUGCUUUAAUGUAAUUUAUAUUUCACAUUGAUUGUUCAAACUAUUAAAUGUUUUUAUUAUUAUUUAAUGGGACAAAAUAAUGAACUGAAUAUUUACAAGUAUUUAAUUUCAAAGCCUUUGACAUCUUAUCCAGUUUUUUCAGUUGUUACAGGUAAAAUGUUCUGUCAUUUUUUCUAAUUGGCAGUUAGUCUUACUGAAAGUCUGCUGUAGAAAUGUACAAAUGUAGCUUAUAUCAUUAAAGUCACUUAAUUCUUUUUGUA
This is a messenger RNA of Seriola aureovittata, 8468 nucleotides long. It is a transcript of the gene kmt5c, whose product is annotated as lysine methyltransferase 5C. Gene Ontology annotation, cellular component: nucleus. Bases 439 to 6684 code for a protein of 2081 amino acids. The record is from RefSeq and is a predicted model, not a curated record. Lineage: Eukaryota; Metazoa; Chordata; Actinopteri; Carangiformes; Carangidae. Gene Ontology annotation, molecular function: histone H4K20 methyltransferase activity; protein binding. The transcript is spliced from 9 exons.